Messenger RNA from Liolophura sinensis, 3514 nucleotides. Its product is annotated as oxysterol-binding protein 1-like. The record is from RefSeq and is a predicted model, not a curated record. Gene Ontology annotation, cellular component: cytosol; plasma membrane; perinuclear endoplasmic reticulum. NCBI's taxonomy places the organism in Eukaryota, Metazoa, Mollusca, Polyplacophora, Chitonida, Chitonidae. Gene Ontology annotation, molecular function: sterol binding.
AUGGCAGACUCCAAAAAUCUGCCGGCAGGCCCCGAUCACUACAGGGGCUGGUUGUAUAAAUGGACAAACUACAUCAAAGGCUACCAGAAGCGGUGGUUCGUUCUGCAGAAUGGGUUGCUUUCGUACUACAGGACACAGGCGGAGAUGGCUCACACCUGCCGUGGUACUAUCAACCUGGCCAACGCCUUCAUCCACACAGACUCUGACUCCUGCACCUUUGUCAUCUCUAACGGAGGCACCCAGAGCUUCCACCUGAAGGCCAGCUCCGAGGUCGAGAGGCAAAAAUGGGUGACUGCUCUGGAGCUUGCCAAAGCUAAAGCAAUUAAACUUAUGGAAUCAGACAGCGACGAAGACGAUCACCCUAAGGUGGACAAGAACGAGCUUCAGACAACCCUGAGGACGCUGACGUCCAAACUGGAGGACUUGAACACAUGUAACGACCUGAUAGCCAAACACGGCACCGCCCUGCAGAAAGCCCUAAGUGAGCUGGAGCAGUUGGACCACAGCGGAGACCUGUCCAGCAAGAUCAAGUCUGUCAAUGAGAGAGCCACUCUGUUCCGGAUAACAUCCAACGCAAUGAUCAACGCUUGCUCUGAUUACCUGGAUUUGGCUCAGGCGCAGGGUCGGCGCUGGCAACGCAUGUUACACAGCGAGCACGAGCAGAGGAUGAAGUUAGAGGAAAUGGUAGAACACCUGGCCAAACAACAGGCCUCGUUUGAGAACAAGGUGCGCAAGUCUAUCCCUGCCGGCUCCAAGGUCACCAUGAAGGAAGAAGCCUCUCACCUGUCCUCUGAUGAAGACAUGGACUUUGUGGAUGCUGUGGAGAACAUUGUAGAAGAGUUUACAGUGGCUUUGCCUUCCAAUGAAAAAGUCCACAAACGGACGCCAAGUGGUUUCUCCAUGGACAGUUUUGGUGUGCCUGCCGAUGGAGAGUAUUCUAGCGAAUCAGAGACAGAGUGCCACGGUAAAGAGGCGAGGGUGUUGUACUCUAAAGUGGAGGACGCCAAGUUACGUCUUGGCGCAAAACACAAACGUCAGGCCAGUAAGGAUAAGCUUAUGCGGCCAGCGAGUGACGUGCACACCCCAGAGCCCUCACCCCGAGUCCAGAGAAGGAAACCCCGGCGGACAACCAUACCUGAGAAACCCAACUACAGCCUAAACCUGUGGAGCAUCAUGAAGAACUGUAUUGGCAAGGAGCUGUCCAAAAUCCCUAUGCCUGUAAAUUUCAGUGAACCUUUAUCGUUAUUACAACGUCUGACAGAAGAUUUUGAGUACACGGAGUGCCUUGACAUUGCGGCUCGCUGCGAGGACAGCUACGAGCAGAUGGCCUACCUGGCCGCUUUUACUAUAUCGGCCUACUCAACCACCACCAACAGAACCAGCAAGCCAUUCAACCCGCUCCUCGGGGAGACGUAUGAGUGUGACCGCAUGGAUGACCUCGGCUGGAGGGCCAUCUCAGAACAGGUGAGUCACCAUCCACCAAUCGCGGCCACGCACGCUGAAGGUAGAGGCUGGAAGUUGUGGCAAGAGUUUGCCAUGACCAGUAAAUUCAGGGGGAAGUACCUACAGAUUUUGCCUUUAGGCAUCACUCACCUGGAGUUUACAAAGACAGGAUGUCACUUUACUUGGAGGAAAGUCACCUCCACUGUCCAUAACAUCAUUGUGGGGCGUCUCUGGGUGGACAACCACGGAGACAUGGAUAUCAUUAACCACAACACUGGGGAGAAAUGCCACCUCAACUACUCGGCAUACAGCUAUUUCUCCAAGGAACCCCCCAGAAAAGUGACAGGUGUGGUGACUGACAAGUAUGGAAACCCACAGUGGGUGCUGACGGGCACGUGGGAUGAUCACAUGGAAGGGGCCCGUAUCCUCCACGUUCAGGAAAGCAAGGGCAAGCCUGUGUUUGAGACAGGUCCUCAUAAACUGCUGUGGAAACGCAAACCUCCACCACCAAACAGUGAGAAGAUGUACAACUUCACGCAGCUGGCCAUAGAGUUAAACGAGUGGGAGGAUGGCACUGCACCCACUGAUUCACGACGACGCCCUGACCAGCGCCUAAUGGAGGAGGGACGGUGGGACGAGGCCAACAAAACUAAGGUGGUGCUGGAGGAGAGGCAGAGGACGGCGAGAAAGAAACGAGAGGCCGAGGCGGAGAAAGCUGCAGCAGAAGGGCGAGACUACCCGUCCUACGAACCGUUGUGGUUCAGGCAGGUCGAGGACAAGCACCAUGGCGGCUUGAUGCACCUCUACCGUGAAAGCUACUGGCAGCAUAAAGAGAAACAAGACUGGGCCUGCUGCCCAAAUAUAUACGGGUGACAAGAGACCUGUACUGGGAGUGUAACUUGACAGAAUUGUUGUAUGCUAGCACAGAGGCUAAAGUCUGUCAGCAGUAAGCAUUAUCCCCCCUUGCCUCCCAACUGCAGUAAGAGUUAUCUCCCUUGGCUGGCUCUUACAGGAUCUCAUGCAGCCUUCUCUGUGGCUGGAUUGCGGUGAUGAUAGCAGAAACAUGUGAUUUAUUGCUGUGAGCAUUUGCUGUUAUACCAGGCUGUUCCAGAACUUGUCCUGCAGCAUCCGUCUGCUUCUGUCUGAGCUGCCGGCUCUGGUUUAACCAGACAACAGACAGGCAGCCUUGUCAUUUUCAGGCUGGAUUACCUGUCGUACUCAGUCACUGCCACCCAGUGUUGACAGAUGUCUGUGGGAUUUCUAUGUGGUCUUUGUGAGGAUCAACAGGGCGGGCUUCAGUAUUUUGACAUCAGCAGAAGUCAGUGUUGUGAGCAAUAUACCAGUCACUUCUACAGCUUGAUGAGAUAUCCCCAGCUACAUCGACAUCUUUGAAGAGACAGCAAGCAAGUUGGCACUAUGACAAAAUGUAUGGCAGGGAAUGGUCGAAAUGAACAAGAAUUCUCAUGCCUGCCAUUCUGGGGUGACUGUUAGCUUUUAACUGUUAUGUGAAUAAGAGGAAAAAAUAAGACAAGUAAAAAUGCCAGUUCUUUCAAAGCUUUAUGUCAGCAAAUUAUUCCACGCCCAGCAACCUUGUACAAGAUUGAAAUUAAAUUCCUCAAUCAUUGUAAAUAGCUUUAAAUAGAAAAACUGCUUCUGUGUAAUUUAUUAUUCAAUAGGCUUUUACCUGUGGAUGGCUUCAACCCUAUGCUGAAUGACGCAAAGCAUUAUACUUCCUUGCUGAGCUGAAGUAGCAGGGUAGUCUCCCCUGAAGCUGUUGCAGCAGAGUAUUGCUCCCUUGCUAAGAUGAGUUAGCGGAGUAAUGUCCCUUUGCUGAGCUGAAGUACAUGUAGCAGGUAGUGUCCCCUUGAUAAGUUGGCAUGCAAGUCAUUUUGGAUGUUGUUAUGCCUGUGUUAAUACACUUCCAACUAUUUAAUGUGCCUUUAGGCCCUUAGAUAACCGUGAGCCCCUUCAGUACAUGUGUAUGGUAUAUUCACUGAUGCGAAUCGCAUUUAAAUGCAGUUGUUAGUCAUGUCAGUGCUAACAAGGGGGAUAACUUUGUGUUAAUGUUGAA